This is a messenger RNA of Mesorhabditis spiculigera, 1047 nucleotides long. NCBI's taxonomy places the organism in Eukaryota, Metazoa, Nematoda, Chromadorea, Rhabditida, Rhabditidae. The record is from the annotation of a GenBank genome assembly.
AUGGGAUACGGCACGCAAGUACAAGAAGACACGACGAGCCUGAUCGCCACCUACCUGGAGAUCCAGAAGAUAAUGGCCCAAUAUGUUGACGCACGGUGGAGAACCCACUACCAGAGCGAGAGGCGGCUUGAUGAUCUGGCGCGUGAGAAGCAGAGGCACGCACACAACGUGAACGUGCUGACCGCCCACAGCGGAGGAGCGCGGAUGUCGCUCGAAAUGAACGAAACAGUGCCAAAAGUCCAUCUCCGGCCACCUGCUCGUGAUCCGAGGCUUCCCGAGGCGAUAGCCACCCAAGAACUCGUCGGCGUCGACGCUGGUCUGUCAGGGGCCUGCAACGAUACGACGGUGGAUAGAGCCUACAUCAAUGAUGUACACGCCACCACGGCCAUACGCAACGCAACUACCAGAUUCUUGCAGCUUGUCGAGAAGAUAAGCAAGACGGCGGAAAGCCAAAAAUCGGCGGUGGAGCAGGCGAAAACAUCAUGUGCCAAACGGGAGAAGGCCUUCAAAGAACAACGCGACAAGCUGGCCAUCCAGUUCCCGGAAGAAUGGUUCAAAAGCCUGCCCCUGAAACAGCGACUGGGGCAGGACGUGCAGGGCCCACAACCAAAUCCUCCACAAAGGGGACGACCCGCCGAAUACGUUGAGAAUUCACAAUGCUGCAAUUGUGAGAAGACACAAAAAUUGACUCGAGCCUACGGACCCGUGGCCUGCCCUGACUGUCGUGCCUCCUAUAGACAUGCCAUCGAAAAAUUGUUGAACGGGGAGACGAAGCCCUGCUCGGAGGAUCCUUGUUCUAAGGAUGAGACGACGAGACACGGGCCGCCUGAUCUCUUUAACCUGAAAGCACCCUAUCGCCGGCCACUGACCCUGAACGCCGCUUUUUUUCAGUGCGUUGCCGCCAGCAUCUUAUCGCAAACCUCGAAGCCAAGGGAUUCCGACGAGACCUCCUGCCCGCCUUCCGAUCCGAAUAACAGCGUCCGCUCGCUCCAAUUGCUGCCUUCUCGCCUCCAACAUCACUCGCCUGUCGUUUUCGAGGGUCGCCGC